Molecule: messenger RNA, 871 nt
Organism: Abrus precatorius (Indian licorice)
Lineage: Eukaryota; Viridiplantae; Streptophyta; Magnoliopsida; Fabales; Fabaceae
Product: cysteine-rich repeat secretory protein 55
Exons: 1
Coding region: 1-777 (258 amino acids)
Source: RefSeq, a predicted model, not a curated record
AUGGAUUUGCUCUGCAAAAUAAUUUUCUUAUUGUUCCUAUGCACUUGGGGUGCAGAAUCUGAAGACCCCUUGGGGGAAUUCUGCAAUAAAAACACUAACAUUAGUAGUGGUGGAAAAUUAUCAUCUAACAUUGAUAAAGUAGUAGCUGAAUUAGCCCUCAAAACUCCCUCCACUGGCUUUGUUGCUACCACAUAUGGAAAAGGCCAAGACCAAGUUUAUGCCUUGGCUCAAUGCAGGGGAGAUGUUAGCAUCCAAGAUUGCUCCACUUGUAUUCAAGAUGCAACAAAGCAAAUCCGUCAACGUUGUCCAAGCCAAGCAGAUGCAAGGAUUUGGUAUGAUUAUUGCUUUCUAAGGUAUGACAACAAGAGUUUCUUUGGUGAAGUUGAUACAUCUUUUGGCAUAUUCUAUUUUAAUGUUGAAAAUGUGACUGACCCUGAAGCUUUUAAUACACAACUUGGGGCUCUAAUGGAUCACAUUAGAGCACAAGCUGUUAUGCCCAAAGAGGAAGGGCUUGGGAAGGGAAAAUCCAAGUUGUCCCCAUUUGUGACACUUUAUGCGUUGGUGCAAUGCACUAGGGACUUGUCUGAGCUAUCUUGUGCUCAGUGUUUGGCCAUUGCAGUGAACAACUUCCCUAACUUUUGCAAUAAUCGUAGAGGGUGUAGAGCGCUAUAUAGUUCUUGUUAUGUUCGAUAUGAACUCUACCCAUUUUUCUUCCCUCUUGAUUCAAACAACACAGGCUCAACUUCCGACACAGUUAGGGUCAGCUUUUAUCCUUGAAAAAAAUGCUGAAAUUCAUAUUUCAUGCCAAAAGAAGCAUUCUUGCUUGGUUGGGCAUCAAAUACCUGUUUAUUGUGAAAAAUAUGUUGCUAUG